AUGGUUAAGGAAGAUGAAUAUAUCCUGACACUGUCAUGUCCGGAUCGUCCGGGCAUUGUUCAUGCCGUCACGGGAUUCCUCUCGCAACAUAAUCUCAAUAUUGUCGAUUCGCAACAAUUUGGAGAUCCUACCAGCUUGCGCUUUUUCAUGAGAGUGCAUUUUGCUCCUCCUAUUGCUUCUGCUUCAUCGACCGAGUUCAAAAAAUUGAGCGUCGAGGAAUUGAAGGGAGCUUUUGAGAGCAUUGCGAAGGAUAUGAGUAUGGAUUUCCAACUCGAUUCUUUGGCCAAGAAACCUCGAGUGUUAAUCAUGGUUUCGAAAAUUGGUCAUUGUCUUAACGAUUUAUUAUUCCGUCAAAGCAUCUCGCAACUCGGUAUCGAAGUCCCCCUCAUCGUAUCCAACCAUGCGGAUUUUGCCCCCUUGGCCCAAACAUACCAAAUUCCCUUCCACCAUCUCCCCGUCACCGCCGCCACCAAAGCCGCGCAAGAAGGCAAGAUUCUCGACUUGGUGCGGGAAAACAACAUCGAUUUGAUUGUUCUGGCGCGAUAUAUGCAAGUGCUGAGCCCCACGCUGUGUACGGCGAUGAGCGGCAAGAUUAUCAAUAUUCAUCAUUCGUUCCUGCCGAGUUUCAAGGGCGCGAAACCUUAUCAUCAGGCGUAUGAUAGGGGGGUGAAGAUUAUUGGGGCCACGGCGCAUUUUGUCACGAGUGAUUUGGAUGAGGGUCCGAUUAUUGAACAGAAUGUGGUGAGGGUGGGCCAUGGGUUGAGUCCCAGGGAGUUGACGGAAGAGGGCAGUAAUGUGGAGAGUAAUGUUUUGGCGACGGCGGUCAAGUGGGUGACGGAACGGAGGGUUUUGUUGAAUGGGCAUAAGACGGUGGUUUUUAAUUAG
Molecule: messenger RNA, 885 nt
Organism: Sclerotinia borealis F-4128
Lineage: Eukaryota; Fungi; Ascomycota; Leotiomycetes; Helotiales; Sclerotiniaceae
Source: the annotation of a GenBank genome assembly